UUCCAUUAAUUUAUUCACUUCCACAUAUCACCUUCCCCUGCAACAAUACCUUAAACUACUUGUCAGCCGUCAUAUUGCUUGCAUGCACAUGUGAAGGAUGGCUCUUCUUCGGUCAAUUUUCUUCUUUUCCGUGUCAAUUAUUUCUCUAACCUAUCCUCUGAACGCCAUCAGUAUUAACCAGUCGCAGUUCUUCAAUCUUAUGAAAACUUCUUUAUCAGGAAAUGCUUUGUCCAAUUGGGAUGUCGCUGUAGGGAAACCUUACUGCAAUCUCAAAGGAGUCGAGUGCAAUCAUCAAGGGUACGUUGAAAGAAUCGACAUAACUGGAUGGUCAAUAUCUGGCCGUUUUCCGUCUGGUAUAUGCUCUUACUUGCCAAGGUUGCGUAUUCUCCGUCUCAGCCACAACCAUCUCCAUGGUGAUUUCCUUCAUAGCAUCAUCAACUGCUCUCUCUUGGAAGAGCUGAAUAUGAGUUUUUUGUAUCUCAUUGGAACACUUCCUGAUUUCUCGCAAUUGAAAUCUCUUCGAGUACUUGACAUGUCAUACAAUCUCUUCAAAGGCGACUUUCCAAUGUCAGUGACUAAUCUAACCGAUCUUGAGAUGCUCAACAUCAAUGAAAACGUGGAACUCAACAUGUGGCAACUGCCGGAGAACAUUUCCAGGCUGCCAAAGAUUAAAUAUUUGAUAUUGGCGACAUGCAUGUUGUAUGGUCCAAUCCCAGCAUCAUUAGGAAACAUGACAUCCCUUGUUCAUCUUGCCUUAAGUGGGAAUUACCUCAUGGGACAAAUUCCUGCAGAAAUUGGAUCAUUGAAAAACUUGCAACUACUUGAGCUCUACUAUAAUUAUCACCUUUCUGGCAGUAUACCUGACGAACUUGGAAAUUUGACAGAGCUGGUAGAUUUGGACAUCUCAGUCAAUAAGUUGACCGGAAACAUUCCAGAAUCUAUAUGUCGCCUUACCAAGCUCGAAGUCCUGCAGCUUUACAACAGCAGUCUCACGGGAGAAAUCCCAAAUGCCAUUGCCAACUCAACAACUUUGCGCAUUUUAUCAAUUUAUGACAACUCUUUUACAGGAGAAGUUCCACAAAACUUGGGGCAGCAGUCAGCUAUGAUUGUCCUAGAGUUGUCAGAGAAUCGCCUAUCAGGCCCAUUACCUGCACGAGUUUGCAACGGAGGUAAAUUGCGGUACUUUCUUGCGUUGGAUAAUAUAUUUUCUGGAGUGCUACCCGAUAGUUAUGCAAAAUGCAACACCCUUCUACGGUUUCGUGUCAGUCAUAACCGUUUGGAGGGCCCAAUACCAGGAGGACUUCUAGGUCUUCCCCAUGUUUCAAUCAUUGAUUUGAGUUACAAUAAUUUUAGAGGUACAAUUGCUACUUCUUUUGGAACUGCUAGAAACUUGUCUGAAUUGUUCUUGCAAAGCAAUAAGAUUUCAGGACGUCUACCUCCUGAAAUUUCUGGGGCUAUCAAUCUAGUGAAGCUUGAUGUGAGCAAUAAUCUCCUAUCUGGCCCGGUACCCUUUCAAAUAGGCUUUCUGGCGAAGCUGAAUUUGAUAAUGCUGCAAGGCAACAUGCUAAAUUCUUCCAUCCCCAAUUCACUUUCUAUGUUGAAAUCUCUCAUUGUUCUUGAUCUCUCCAACAACAUGUUGACUGGAAAUGUUCCAAAGAGUCUCAGUGUUUUGUUACCAUAUUCUUUCAACUUUUCAAACAAUCGUCUUUCUGGUCCAAUUCCCCCAUCUCUGAUAAAAGGUAGGCGGUUGGAUAGCCUUUUAGGCAACCCAGGCCUUUGUGUUCCAGUCUCUGUAUCAUCAUAUCAAAAUUUCCCCAUAUGCUCACAGACUUACUACCACAAAAAGAGACUAUAUCUUAUUUUGGUUAUCGGAAUUCCAUUAGUUAUCAUUAUUCUUGGGGCACUCUUGUUUGUAAUACUUAAACACAGUAAAGAAAGAUUCACGGAACAUGAUGAGACCGUGUCUUCGUCACUCAUUUCAUACGAUGUAAAGAGCUUCCAUAAAACAUGUUUUGACCAACAAGAGAUCAUCGAAGGAAUUAUUGAUGAUAACAUUGUGGGCCGUGGAGGGUCUGGGGCAGUGUACAGAAUUGAACUGAGAAGCAGAGAGGUUGUUGCAGUGAAGAAGCUGUGGAAUAAGAGGGAAUAUUCUGCUUCAGAGAAUAGGUUGCUUUUGGACAAGGAAUUGGGGGCUGAAGCUGAGACUUUGGGAUUAAUAAGGCACAGGAAUAUAGUCAAAUUGUAUUGUAUCUUCUCUAGUCCGAUGAGCAGCAUGAUAGUUUAUGAGUAUAUGCCUAACGGAAGCCUUUGGGAUGCCCUUCACACGCAGAGUGGUAGGAUCGAUCUAAAUUGGCCAACCCGUUACAGAAUAGCACUUGGGGUGGCACAAGGCUUGGCCUAUCUCCACCACGGUCUAUCGCAACCUAUUGUCCACAGAGACAUUAAGUCAGCCAACAUCUUAUUAGAUGAUGAGUGUGAGCCCAAGGUUGCAGACUUUGGCUUAGCCAAGGUUUUGCAAUAUGGAGGAAGGAAAGAUUCCACCACAACUAUUGUUGCGGGGACCUUUGGUUACUUGGACCCAGAGUAUGCAUAUUCUUCCAAAGCAACUACAAAAAGUGAUGUAUAUAGUUUCGGAGUAGCAUUGAUGGAACUGGUAACUGGGAGGAAGCCCGUAGAGGAAGACUUUGGAGAGGGUAACAAUAUCAUUGACUGGGUUGGAACGAAACUGAACAACGAUGAAGGAAUUAUAGAGGCGUUGGGCGUGAGAUUACCAGCGUCUUUCAGGGAUGACAUAGUUCAGGUUCUUAGGAUUGCUGCUCGCUGUACCCUUAAAAACCCAGCCCUUCGCCCAACCAUGAAACUAGUUGUGAAGAUGCUAAAUAAGUUAGAACCUUGCACAGCGUAAUUUUCAAGUCAUCAAGUAAUAAGAGAUCAAAUGUCACUAAGAAAACCAGCCCAACGAAUUAUUGUUUCAUAUAAUCCUAUGUGGCAUUGGAAUGUAAUAAAAU
Hevea brasiliensis (rubber tree) is the source of this 3008-nucleotide messenger RNA. RefSeq names its product receptor protein-tyrosine kinase CEPR1-like. The transcript is spliced from 2 exons. Gene Ontology annotation, biological process: protein phosphorylation. The coding region runs from base 98 to 2905 and encodes 935 amino acids. NCBI's taxonomy places the organism in Eukaryota, Viridiplantae, Streptophyta, Magnoliopsida, Malpighiales, Euphorbiaceae. The record is from RefSeq and is a predicted model, not a curated record. Gene Ontology annotation, molecular function: ATP binding; protein kinase activity; receptor serine/threonine kinase binding.